Messenger RNA from Wallemia mellicola CBS 633.66, 1257 nucleotides. RefSeq lists its product as hypothetical. The record is from RefSeq and is a predicted model, not a curated record. Bases 1 to 1257 code for a protein of 418 amino acids. NCBI's taxonomy places the organism in Eukaryota, Fungi, Basidiomycota, Wallemiomycetes, Wallemiales, Wallemiaceae. The transcript is spliced from 2 exons.
AUGGCAGCGGGAAGCAGGCCAACUGAGAGGGAUAUUGAAACUGGUCAAACGAUAGAAUACACAAGAUGGCAUAAAAUUGUGGAAAAGUUUCUCCAUCUGUUAUUUCCAUUUAUUAGAUUAUCAGAAGAACAUUUUUCCGAGCUUAGGUCUGACUUUCAAGAUGGCUAUAUUGAAUACCCUGGUGAUAAAUAUAACACGAUAAAGCCUACUUAUGUUCUCACAUAUGCUCUAUUUGUUUGGCUUCUACGCGGGAUGACGAUGAAACUUACCACGGAAAGUGAGGAGAUCAAUGUACAACCAAUCACAGACCUACCAUAUUGCUUGAUUGAAUUAGAUAUGGAGCAACUUACGCCUAAACAUCCACUUACGGAGGAUAUUUUAAAAGAUUUCGCCAAUCGUAACAUCCAGGGGACUUGCUUUCUCUUUCAUGUUACAAACGCGACUGUGACGAGAUUACGCAAGGAGAAUGACAAACUUUAUGAACAUUUCACACAUAGGAGGUACAACAAUUACGGUGAUCAUGAACAUAACAUGCCAAAACUACUCUUCAUGGCUCUCAAAGAGGAGUUAGCAGGUGUAAGGUAUUUAGUUGGUGAAGAGAUUAGUUACAAACCGCAUCAAGCGAGCGUGCAGGUGUUUAGUAUGGGAACAUUCACACUUAUGUAUUUUCGUUUCUGUCAGGGUGCUGCUCUGAUGACUUCGUUGGUAUUGACUGCUAUUGCCGGUAUAUUACCCGUAUGGGAUGAAAACAAGCAGAUUAAAAUAGCAAGCGUUGUUCUUGCAGGCUGCGGUGGUGCACUUGCAAUCAUACAAUUCAUUACCACGCGUUCCUUUGAGUUGACCUAUGGUAUAGACCCUAAGGCUGCAUUAGCAGAUAACCCAAUAUUCGUUAGAACCGAUUUGGGUGUCAUGCCUGGAGAGACUGUCAGAAGUUGGAAAGCCGAGCAAGUGAGGUUGUUAAAAUUCCUCGUUAUUCAUCAAGUAUAUACCGUAAAAGGACGCGCAUAUUGUGUAUUCAGAGCAUUAAAUGCUUCUGGACCAGUAAGUGCUAGUUGCAACUUGGGUGUCACGCCGUAUGCAUUGAUGAAUGCACUACCAACAUUUUUCAGCGAUAAAGGCAGUCGCAAGCUGGCCGCCCUUCCUGAUCCCUAUAGUGAGAGGUAUUGGGAAGCGGGUAAAUCGCACAUCCAUUCAAAUACGGUUAAUAGUGCCUCUGCGUCGCUAUACCACCAUUCACAAUUCAGAUUGAUUAGAUAG